CACGUUAUUUUUGAACCGGUGUGAUGUAAACAAACAUGGCGUCCAGUUCGGUAUUUUUGGUUAUGGUUAGUGGACAAAUUGAAUCUGCGGAGUUUCCAGAAUUUGAUGAAAUAUACCUUCGCUAUAACCUUCACUAUGGACAAGAUUGGUUAGUUACUUCGGGGUUGGAAGAAGGAAUUUCUCAGGUUGCGAAGAAAAGCCAGGAUGAUCGUCAACAGAUAGUGUGGAAUUUUCCAAUAGAUGUAACCUUCAAGAGCACAAAUCCCCAUGGCUGGCCUCAGCUGGUGGUCCACUGCUAUGGUUCAGACUUCUGGGGCACUGAGGUAUCCAGGGGAUAUGGCGUGUGUCAUAUACCCAUCACACCAGGAAAACACAAACUGAAGAUUCCCAUGUUUGUGCCGGAGUCCUCCUCGUUGCUUCAGAAGUUCACAUCGUGGUUCCUUAGCAGAAGACCUGAAUACGUAGAUGCAAGAGUAAUUGCUCGAGGAGAGGGUAGAGAGGUAACAAGAGUCAGAUCUCAAGGAUUCGUCAAUAUUUCCUUCAACGUGAUCAUGAAGGACAUGAAGAAACUCGGCUACGACGUGCUCCCCUCUGACGUCUCUACUGUGAACGUACCGGAAAACGUUGGCACGACUGCAACGGAAGCAUAGAACCUUUAAUCUGUUGCAUUAUUGCUGACUUGCCUAGAACAUAUAUGUUCAGAAAUAGUUGAAGCAAUUAAGACCAUACGCAUGAUUAUUACACAUGGCAACCUCUAUAGUAUCAAAAUAACGCAGAAAGAUAUGGCCAUAUUUGCGUGAGGUAUUUGAUGAUCUGCUAAAAAAUGGUAGCUUGCUGACGUUAUUGUUUAUACUCUAUGAAGGAGGUACGUUCAGAUGAUUAUGUGUUGUUUUGUAGAAAUAGACAAGUGUGUAUGUUAAGAUAAUAUUUGCAAAGAUGUUUAUACAAGUUUGUACUCUGUAGUAUUUAUUUUAAUAACAAAAUCAAUAAAUAAAUGCCGUUCAGUU
Messenger RNA from Dreissena polymorpha, 1007 nucleotides. RefSeq names its product B9 domain-containing protein 1-like. Gene Ontology annotation, cellular component: MKS complex. NCBI's taxonomy places the organism in Eukaryota, Metazoa, Mollusca, Bivalvia, Myida, Dreissenidae. Bases 36 to 650 code for a protein of 204 amino acids. The transcript has 6 exons. The record is from RefSeq and is a predicted model, not a curated record. Gene Ontology annotation, biological process: cilium assembly.